Molecule: messenger RNA, 5574 nt
Organism: Striga asiatica
Lineage: Eukaryota; Viridiplantae; Streptophyta; Magnoliopsida; Lamiales; Orobanchaceae
Source: the annotation of a GenBank genome assembly
AUGUAUUUAACAAAAAGAAUGGGAACCUUAUCUAUUCCUUGCUCCAAUUUCACACCAAAAUCCAAGAUUCUCAAUAGUAGUCACAUGAAGAUGAAAACCAAGAAUCAUCAUCAUCAUCAUCAUCAUCAAGCAUUCAUCAUCCAAUUAUCAUCAAUCUUCCAAUUCACCACAACCCUUAUUGAGCCAAUGAAGAAGCACAACCUCAAGAAACCAACCCUCCUCGACACCCUCGACGACUACAUAUCCAAGUUCCUCGACCGACAAAUCUCCCCUUCCAUCGACCCGACCCUCGUCCUUUCCGAGAACAACGCUCCCGUGGACGAGCUCCCGCCCACCCCAUGUCCCACGGUCAUCGGUGGGCCCCUCCCCCCAUGCCUCGACGGGCUCUACAUCCGCACCGGCCCAAACCCUCAAUUCUUCCCCACGAGCCCUUACUACGUCUUCGACGGCGACGGGAUGCUCCACUCGACCCGUAUCUCGGCCGGCGGGGCCACCUUCUGCAGCCGCUACGUCCGCACACACAAGCACGGCGUCGAGCUUCGGGCCGGUCGGCCCAUCAUCCCCAACUUCUUCGGGCUCUGCCGCAGCAGACUGCCGGCUGCCGCAGCCCACCUGUCCGUGCUGGCCGCCCGGGUUCUCACGGGCCAGUUUGACCCGGAGAACCACGGGUUCGGGCCGGCCAACACGAACGUGGCCCUCUUGGGUGGCCGCCUCUUCGCCAUGUGCGAGUCCGACCUCCCGUACGAGGUCGGAGUCACGGAGGACGGGGACGUGAAAACCCUCGGCCGAUGCAAUUUCGGAAACAAAGUCGACAAGCAGUUCCGGAAUAUGACGGCCCACCCGAAGGUGGAUCGGGAGACGGGCGACGUGUUCGCGUAUGGGUACGACUUCAAGCGCCCGUUCCUCACGUUCUACCGAAUAGAAGGCGGGUUGAAGAAACGGAAGGGUGUGCCGAUAGGGUCCGCACGUGGCUGCACGAUCGCGCACGAUUUUGCGCUCACCGGGUCCCGCGCGGUACUCGCCGAGACGCAAAUCGCAGUCAACCCUUGGUGGGUUCUCGGAGGCCGGCCGCCAGUUAGGGUUGUCCUGGGAAAGGCGCCUCGACUAGGGAUCAUCGAGAAAUGCGCAGAGGACGACCGGGACAUGGUGUGGGUCGACUCGCCGGGUUUCAACCCGCUCCAUUUCGCGAACGCGUGGGAGGAGGAGGAGGAAGGUGGCCGGGGGACGUUGGUCGAGAUGGUGGCCACGAACAUCACGCGGGUCGAGCACUUCUUAGACGACAUUGCGCGGGCCGGGCUUAUGCUCGAGAAGGUGACGGUGGACGUCGAGACGGGCCGAGUGACAAGGCGCGCCCUGUCGACUCGGUUUCUCGACCUCGCAGUCGUCAAUCCAGCUUACGGAUCCAAGAAGAACAGAUACGUAUACGCCGGGGAAAUCGGGUCGAAGGCCGUGGUCGGGGUGGUGAAGCUCGACCUGUCGCUCAUGGCCGACGAGGGGUGCAUAGACUGCACGGUGGCCAGCCGGCAAUACGGGCCGGGCUGCUAUGGAAGCGAACCGUUUUUCGUGGCGAGGGAGCUCGAUAACCCGGCGGCCGAGGAGGAUGACGGGUAUUUAGUGACGUAUAUGCAUGAUGAGAAUAUUAAGGAAUCUAAAUUUUUGGUGAUGGACGCGAAAUCGCCGACGCUCGACAUAGUCGCCGCCGUCAGGCUGCCGCAACGCGUUCCCAAUGGCUUCCACGGCGUCUUCGUGCCUGAGAAUGAUCUCAGAAAACGGAGAGCGGAUUGGCCGAGCUGCAGCGGCAGCGAACCCUUUUUCGUGCCGAGAGAACCCGAUAAUCCGGCGGAUGACGAGGAUGACAGCUACUUGAUUACGUACAUUCACGACGAGGCUACUAAAGAAUCGGAGUUCUUGGUUAUGGACGCGAAAUCCCACACGCUCAAAAUUACGGCGGCCGUGAAGUUGCCGGGCCGAGUGCCGACGGGCUUUCACGGGCUCUUCGUGAGGGAAAGUGAUCUCAAAAGAUUAAAAAUCCGUCCAACGACAUCCAAACUACUCUCCGAUUUCUUCACCUCGCUCGACGACCUCAUUUGCCGGCACGUCGACCCGCCCACUCUCCCCCCUAACAUCGACCCGAACUUGGUCCUCUCCGGAAACUUUUCCCCGGUUCCCGAGCUUCCCCCGACCCCUUGCCACGUGGCGGAGGGCUCCCUCCCCCGGGCCCUCGACGGGGCCUACAUCCGCAACGGCCCGAACCCGCAAUUCCCGCCCCACGGCCCGCACCACCUCUUUGACGGCGACGGCAUGCUCCACUGCGUCCGGAUCUCCGGCGGCCGUGCCACCCUCGCCAGCCGCUUCGUCCGCACGUACAAGCACGAAGUCGAGCGUUCGGUCGGCUCUCCUGUCGUCGUGAACUACUUCUCCGCAUACACGAGCCUCGCCGCCACGUUGGCAAGGUACGCGGUGGCCGCCGGCCGUCUAGUCUCCGGGCAGUACGACCUCCGGCGAGGCACGGGGAACGCGAACACGAGCGUUUCGCGGUUCGGCGGCGGGUUGUUUGCGCUCGGGGAGUCGGACCUUCCGUAUCGGGUGAGCGUGACGGACGAGGGAGAUGUGGUGACGAUUGGAAGAGAGGAAAAGUAUGGAAAGCCGUUGGAGUCGAUGACGGCCCACCCGAAGGUCGACCCGGAAUCCGGCGAGGUUUUUGCUUUCCGGCAUAAUAUCCGGCGGCCGUUCUUGACGUAUUUCACGAUUGGGGCGGACGGGGAGAAGCGGGGGCCGGAGGUGGGGGUGUGGACGAAGAGGGACGCGUCGCUGGUGCACGAUUUCGCGGUGACGGAGAAUUACGCGGUUUUUCCGGACACGCAAAUCGUGAUAAGGCCGGAGGAGAUAGUGAGAGGGGGGCAGCCGGUGGUGGUGGAUAGGGGGAAGGUGCCGAGGCUAGGGUUUGUGCCGAGACGGGCGGUGGAGGAGGGAGAUGAGGGAGGGGUGUGGUGGGUGGAGGUGCCAGGGUUUAAUAUGAUGCAUGCGGUGAAUGCGUGGGAGGAGGAGAGUGGCGGCGGGGGAGGAGGGACGGUGGUGGUGAUGGUGGCGCCGAACAUGUUAGGGGUGGAGAACUUGAUGGAAGGGCUGAAUUUGGUGCACUUGUCGAUGGAGAGAGUGGAGAUAGAUGUGAGGACGAAGAUGGUGAGGCGGCGGCCGAUUUCAACUAGGAAUCUUGAGUUUGCGGCGAUCAAUCCGGCGUGCGUGGGGAAGAAGACGAGAUAUAUGUAUGCAGGAAUAGCAUCCCAAUCAUCAGGGCUAAAGAUGACAGGGAUUGUGAAACUUGACCUAUCACUUUCCACGCUGGACUCCGGCGAGUGUGUCAUCGGAAUCCGGCUAUACGGGCCGGGAUGUUAUAGUGGCGAACCGUCUUUCGUCCCUAAGGAGCCUGAUAAUCCAACGGCUGACGAGGAUGAUGGGUAUCUCGUGACGUUUGUACAUGACGAGACUGUAGACGAGUCACGGUUUUUGGUCAUGGAUGCCAAGUCAGCAAAUCUGGAUAUUGUGGCCGUCGUUAAGCUGCCCCAAAGGGUUCCGUACGGUUUCCAUGGCACGUUUGUUAGGGAGCGUGACCUCGAAAAAUUUCUCCAUUCAUUAAUCCCAUCAUCAUCAUCAUCAUCACUAUCAAAAACCAUCACCAACCCUAAAAAAACCCUUUCCCGCCAACCCAAGAUCAUCACCGCAAAAUCCACUUGUACCAAUAAUAAGAUCAUCAUCAAACAUCCCAAUAAUCCGCCCAAGACCCUCCUCGCCGGUGUCCUGAACGCGCUCGACGACCUCGUUUGCACCCACCUCGACCCGAAACCCCUUCCCCCUUCAAUCGACCCGGCCCGCGUCCUCACCGGCCACUCGGCCCCCGUCAACGAGCUUCCCCCGACCCCUUGCCACAUCAUCACCUAUGGGCCCCUCCCCCCUUCCCUCAACGGCGUCUACCUCCGAAAUGGGCCCAACCCGCAGUUUGUCAUCCCAGGCCGGCCCCACCACUUCUUCGAGGGCGACGGCAUGAUCCACGCGCUCAAAAUCUCGCGGGCUGGCCGCCGGGCCUCCUUCUGUUGCCGCUACAUCAAAACCCGAAAGCACGAGUACGAGCGACGGGCCCGGUACCCUUUCGUCCCAGGCGUCCUCAGCUCGUUCAACGGGUCGGCCACGGCCUCCGUGGCCCGGCUGGCCCUUGCCAUGGCCCGGGUCGCUUCGGGCCAGUUUGACCCGGCGGGCCACGGGACGUCGAAUGUGAGCCUAGCGUUGCUCGGGGGCCGGCUACUCGCCUUGGCGGAAUCCGACCUACCGUACGAGAUCCGGGUCAAGGAGGAUGGUGACGUGGUGACGCUCGGGCAGGGUUUUGCGUACUCGUAUGACGUGAACCGACCUUUUCUGACGUACUUCCGAACCGACUCGUUCGGGAGGAAAGGGAAAGGAGUGCCGAUUAACUCGGUUGGGGAUUGUUGCGUGGCGGUGCACGAUUUCGGUGUGACGGAGAGUUACGCGGUGUUUCCGGUGGGGAAGAUGGUUGUGAGGGUGGCGGAGGUGUGGCGGGGGAGUUCGCCGCUGGGGGUAGACGGCGGCGGGGGGAAGGUGGAGAAGGUGGGAAUAAUAGGGAGGUACGCGGAGGAUGACGUGGGAAUGACGUGGGUGGAGGCGCCGGGGUUGAAUAUGAUGCAUUGUGUGAACGCGUGGGAGGAGGAGGAAGGGCGGAGGGUGGUGGUGGUGGGGACGAGUGCGGCGGAGGUGGGGAUGUUCGUGGAGGACUUCCGGCGGGCGGGGCUGAGGAUGGAGAGGAUAACGAUUGAUGUUGCCGGAGGGAGGGUGGUGGGGAGGGAGGUGCUGUCGCCGGAGAAUAUGGAUUUGGGGGUUAUCAACGCGGCGUAUGCGUCGAGGAAAAACAGAUACGUGUACGCAGCCAUAACAGACGAGACAUCAUGGAAAGGCAUAGUGAAACUCGACCUGUCGAUCAACGGGGAUGACUGCACAGUCGCCAGACGUCUGUACGGGCCGGGCUGCAAUGGGGGGGAGCCGUUUUUUGUGCCUCGAGAACCGAAUAAUCCGAAUGCUGACGAGGAUGACGGAUACCUAAUUACGUACAUGCACGACGAGCUCGUUAGAGAGUCAACAUUCUUGGUCAUGGACGCAAAAUCACCAACACUCGACAUUAUAGCCGCCAUUAAGCUGCCUCAACGGGUACCCGACGGCUUCCAUGGCCUCUUUGUGCCCGAGAGUGAACUCAAAAAACUUUAACUAUGUAAUUAAAAUCCACAAGAAUUAUCCUAAAAUCUUUCUAUUUUAUCAAUUUAAUUUUUUGGAUCGGAUUUUUCACCUUGAGUGUGGUUCCAAAUUCGAUCUUCGAUCACCUGCAAAAGCAUGGGGGGAGGUGUGCCCAUCGUAACCGCUCUCAAGUCGGAAAUCUUGUUAAAGCAAUGAAUUUUCAAUAAUUUUCAGAAAUAAUUUGCUCACUUCAUUUGAUUUGAUAGUGCAAUAUUUGUCUGUAUGAUACAUACACAUGGGGCAAGGCUUUUAUAAUCAGCUCAAUUCAUGUAAGGA